This is a messenger RNA of Sphaeramia orbicularis (orbiculate cardinalfish), 3334 nucleotides long. Its product is annotated as heme-binding protein 1-like. The transcript has 4 exons. Lineage: Eukaryota; Metazoa; Chordata; Actinopteri; Kurtiformes; Apogonidae. The record is from RefSeq and is a predicted model, not a curated record. Gene Ontology annotation, molecular function: heme binding. The coding region runs from base 365 to 937 and encodes 190 amino acids.
CUCCGGAGUGGAGGCUGAUUUUGUCUUUCCUCAGUUUAGCGAAGGGACCAGGAGUGAGCAUCUCCAACUUCUGUCCCCAUAAAAUAAACAAACAACGAAAUUCCUUCCAGGAGAGGUCCGCUCAUUUGAACGCAGGGGCGCUCUUCUCUUCUCUCCUCUGGAAGAGAUUGUGCGCGUCUGAACAUCUGGAUAUAGUCUAAGAAUCCCCUUAUUAAGAAUUUUGCAGGAGUUGGACGACCAGACACUGAAUUACUCGGUCGACGACCAGAGAACAAGUUGUUUGUUUUGACGGGGAGGAAGGCGAAAGAGAGGACGAACCAAAACUAAAGCGCGGACAGAGGAGAGGUGACCUGGCCGAAGCGAAAUGUUUGGCAUGAUCAAGAAUUCGCUCUUCGGAAACACCGAGGAGACGGAAUAUAAAUUGCUGAGCAGUGAGACGAAGGAUGGCGUUAGCUUUGAGGUGAGGCGAUAUGAUGCUUCCAAAUAUGCUGUAGUCUCCUCUGAAGGACGGACCUUCGACCAGGUGACAGGGGAGCUGGUGAGGAAGCUGCUCAUGUAUAUCGGCGGGAGCAAUGAGCCGGGUGAGGCGAUGGGUACAGCAGCUCCCAUCAUCAUCACUGUUUAUCCACGAAAUGACGGUGUUCUGUCUCGCCGUUUAGUGGUGGGAAUCCGCGUCCCCACCGCCUACCAGCAGAGCCCUCCAAACCCCAGUGACAGCUCCAUCAGAAUCGAGGAGCGGCCCGGCAUGACAGUCUACGCUCUGCAGUUUGGAGGUUUUGCAGGGGAGAGUGAGUACCGAGCAGAGGCCUUGCGUCUGACACGUACCCUGGGUGAGACGGCCCCCUUUCAGCGCAAGCAGUACUUCUGCUGUAGCUACGAUCCCAUCAAGCCUUAUGGACGCCGUAACGAGGUGUGGUUUCUUCAGGAUGAGCCGUAGGAGCCGUCACACGAUGAAACCUCAUUCAACCUUAAAUUUCCCUUUGUACCACCUCCAGUCCUGUAGCUCUGUUUUGAUCGGUAAGAGCAAUAUGGUGACUUCAUAGACCUUCCAACCCUCAUGGACGAAUAGAAAAAUGACCCAUGUUGCCUUUACCCAUCAGAUCUUCAUCUUGCCUCACAUACAUCGGCCACACUGGCAUUAGAUAUCAAGACUGGAGAUCAAUUGAGUUCAUCCUCCGUGCUGUAGCAUUUACCUCCUUCUCUAAUCACAGCUUCUAAUUUAAUCUCACCCCUUAUAACUCUGAAGAACAUGUGUUAAGCCUAAGUGUGAUCGAGGCAUCUGAUCAAAAUGUAGUGUUACGAAAUGGAAAUAUGCAACAUAUUUCAUCUGAAACAUUUGCAUCUGUGAACGCUGUUUGUAGGACUUUGCAGAUUGGAUUGUACUUCUGUAAACCAGAGAGAAAAUAGAUGUUAGAGAAACUGGAUCUGUGUUGCCAUCACAGGUCUACAGGUGUGAAAUGCAAAGUUUGAUCUACAAUAACUUCAAGAGAAUUACUUAUUUAUCCUUACAUGUAGAAAAUGUUCCUAUAGAAGUCUCAUGUCCCUAACGUACAUGGUAGGGCUUUGCACAUCUUUGAUCUAGUUUACAAUAUAGUGACAGCUACAGAGAAAUGUAUAGAAAUAACAUUAGGUACAUGGUAGUAAAAGCACACUUCCUUUUCCUGAGUUAGGAACUGGAAAGAAACAGGAGCUGAGCCAUAAAGUAGAUGUAGUCUUUAUGAAUUAAUGGGUGGACAACUGUGAGUGGGAACAUAUUUGGUCCUUAUCAGUGUUGUUAGAUUAGAAACUGUGCGGUGAUAAUGUGGAUCCUGGCUUUUGUGUGGAGGCAAUGUUUUGUGUUUUAGUGCAUGACAAUGCCAUCUUUAUUUAUUUAGACCCUUGGAAACUAGUGUUAUGUGAUACACCCAGUACAGUGUGAUUUUCUGUUGAGUGAAUAUAAUGUUGAGCUUUGAUAGUGUUUCAUAAAAGAAUAAAUAUGUUAUGCUGUUAAAAUGUGGAUAUCUUAUUUGUAUAACUUUGAAGGAUUAGUUAUCUUAAAGCCAUUAUUAUGUAGAAUGAUUAGGGAUUAGGGGUAGAAAAACUACCCGAGCUGAUAGUUUUACAACUACUGGUAUGAUGAUUUUUUUUAAAUUUUAAUCUAAUAGCUGGUAAAAACGGUGAACUUAGAAAUGUGCUCACUUGGUCCUAAAUCUGUGUCUGUGUAAUCAUCAAACUGAGUAACAGCCUGUCGCUAUGUAUCAUUUACAAUCCCACCAGUUCAAUGCAAAAACUCAGAGUACAUAUUGUUGAAAUCUUGCACUUCCUUGAAUUGAUUUAAUGUUAGCUUAAGACAUUUCAGUGAAAUUUUGCAAAGGAAUUAUUCUUAAAGUAGUAAUUUGUCUGUUCCAAAUAUCACUUUCAUUAAUCACUAUCAGCCCCAAAAACAUACUGGUUUAUCUGCUUUAGGAUUAAAUGUAAUGGCAGACAUAAAUACUUGGGCAAAGUACUAAAUGACAAUAUAAACAUCAAUUUAAGUAAAUGAUGGAAAGACUUAUUAAACUGCAUAAUUAAUUUAGUAAGUGUCAAUUAGACAAAAAUUAGAUCAACACUAAUAAGCAGAUGUAAAUCAACACACUAAAUCAACAGUUAUUAAGUGGUUGGAUCUUAGCCAUUAGUUGGUGAAAUGAAAGAUAAAAACAAAACAUUCAUUAAAUGACAUAUUUAUUAGAGUUUAAUUGAAGAAGGAAUAAGAAAUGCAAAAGAGAUAUUAUUAUAAAGACAUUUCAUUAAUUCAAGCAAACUAAAACCCAAAUCUAACAACCAUCUACCCACUGUGACUGUGUGCAAUUAGUUCUUCCAACAGGUGCAAACUGAUGCACAUUGAGGAGGGGGUGUAAUUACACGGCCCACUGGUGCCUCACCCCGCUUUAAUUAGGAAUAAAUGGUCAGGGUUCUGAAGUUUGAAGAGACGGCAAAACACUGAAGGAGCCUUAAUAUCAACACUGUGGCCUUGUAACCCCACACUGGAGUAAUUACACAAAGAGUGGAGUUCUGGUUUCAGCUCGGCUUUGCAUACAUGAAUACAAUAGAAGCUAGGAGUGGAGCCACUCGGGUCACCUUGGCGCGCCACCUACAACCUUGUUAAAUGAGGUUAAAAUAUUGCACGUACGUAGACUCAUUAUGUAAGAAAUCUAUCUUUUUCCCUCUUUCAACACUACACUCCUCCUUUUGACAGUAAAUGCCCUGACAUAUCUGUUAAAAUGGGCUGAAUACUGUGAACUUUGGGUUUUACAAUGAAUGGAAUUAUUAAUUAACAGUAACUGAUGAAUAGUACAGAAAUUAUAUUGGUCUGAGC